Molecule: messenger RNA, 4533 nt
Organism: Megalops cyprinoides (Indo-Pacific tarpon)
Lineage: Eukaryota; Metazoa; Chordata; Actinopteri; Elopiformes; Megalopidae
Product: multidrug resistance-associated protein 1-like
Exons: 31
Coding region: 1-4533 (1510 amino acids)
Biological process (GO): transmembrane transport
Cellular component (GO): membrane
Molecular function (GO): ATP binding; ATP hydrolysis activity; ABC-type transporter activity
Source: RefSeq, a predicted model, not a curated record
AUGGAUGCCUUCUGCAGUCUCAGCGGCCUGGACCCUCUCUGGGACUGGAACCGUACAUGGUACACACCCAACCCAGACUUGACCCAGUGCUUCCAGAACACAGUGUUGGUGUGGGUUCCCUGUAUCUACCUCUGGCUGUGUGCGCCCUUCUACUGCCUGUAUCUCUACUGCCACGACCAUGGACACAUACGCGUCUCCUGCCUGUGCAGUGCCAAGAUGGUCUUUGGGUUUCUCUUGGCCUCCUUCGGCUUUGUGGAGUUCUUCUACAUCCUACUGGAGAGGAACCAGGAGAUCCAGCAGCACAUGGUGUUCCUGCUCAGCCCCAUCAUGCGCAGCCUGACUGUGGUGCUGGCAAUCUGUAUCAUUCAGCUGGAGAGGAUGAGGGGCUGCCGCUCCUCCAUCUUCCUCUUCCUGUUCUGGCUGCUGGCAGUGUUGUGCUCACUGGUGCCCUUGAGAGCCAAGAUCCAGCUGGCUGUAGACGAGGGAUUCUCAUCAGAUGCUGUGCGAUACUUGGCUUUCUUCUCAUAUUUCUCCCUGCAAAUGGCUCAGCUGUUUCUCUCCUGUUUUGCUGACCAUCCCCCAAGCACUGCAAAACCUGUCUUGGUGAAGAACCCCUGCCCAGUCCAGGAUGCCUCCUUCUUGUCAAAAUUCCUCUUCUGGUGGUUCAGUGGGCUUGUGGUUAAGGGAUACCGCACUCCUCUUCAGGCUGAGGACCUCUGGUCACUGAGGGAGGAGGACACAUCCAACAAGAUCAUCUCUGAUCUGGAGCAAGAGUGGACAGCGGAGUGCACCAAGCUCCAGAAACAGGAGAAGUCUUUGAACAGUGGCGUGGCCCUGGGCACCAGGCUGACAGACCAGGCACAGCUCCUCCGGAAGCUGCAGAAGGAGCAGAGCUCAGGGUUCUGCCUACUCCGGACUUUGGCCCGUAACUUUGGUCCCUACUUUCUGUCAGGGACACUGUGCCUUAUGAUCCAUGAUGCCUUCAUGUUCUCCAUCCCACAGGUGCUCAGUCUGUUGCUAGGGUUCAUGAGGGAUGAGGACGCCCCCCUGUGGAAGGGCUAUUUCUAUGCAUCUUUGAUGUUCCUGCUCUCCUGUCUCCAGUCCCUCUUCAACCACCAGUACAUGUACAGCUGCUUCACUGUGGGGAUGCGGGUGAAAACAGCUGUGAUGGGUCUCGUGUACAGGAAGUCAUUGGUCAUCAACAGUGCGGCGCGCAGGACCUGCACUGUGGGAGAGAUAGUGAACCUGGUGUCGGCUGACACGCAGAAGCUCAUGGACUUUGUGGUGUACUUCAAUGCGGUGUGGCUGGCUCCCAUUGAGAUUGCACUUUGUCUCUUCUUCCUCUGGCAGCACUUGGGCCCAUCUGCCCUGGCCGGCAUUGCUACAGUUAUCCUCAUCUUUCCGCUCAACGGAUUCAUAGCCAAGAAACGGAGCAAACUCCAGGAGGUGCAAAUGAAGUAUAUGGAUGGCCGUAUCAAGCUAAUGAAUGAGAUUUUGAAUGGAAUCAAAAUCCUUAAGUUCUAUGCCUGGGAAAAGGCCUUUCUGGAGCAAGUCCUGGGGUACAGGCAAAGAGAGCUAAAAGCCCUGAAGAAAUCUCAGAUCCUCUACUCCAUUUCCAUCGCUUCGUUCAACUCCUCUUCCUUUCUGAUUGCGUUUGCAAUGUUUGGAGUCUACGUGCUGACUGAUGACAAAAACGUCCUGGACGCACAGAAGGUCUUCGUGUCCAUGGCUCUGAUCAAUAUCCUGAAGACUCCCCUGAGCCAGCUACCUUUUGCCAUGAGCACAACUAUGCAGGCCAUUGUCUCACUGAAGCGCCUUGGAAAAUUUCUCUGUCAAGAAGAACUGAAGCCUGACAGUGUAAAUAAAGUGCCUUUCAGCCCUGAUGGAGAUGCUGUGGUGGUAGACAAUGGCACUUUCAGUUGGUCUAGAGAGGGACCUCCAUGUCUCAAGAGGGUCAGUGUGCGUGUGCCACGAGGCUCUCUGGUUGCAGUGGUGGGUCAUGUGGGCAGUGGGAAGUCCUCUCUGCUCUCUGCAAUGCUGGGAGAAACUGAGAGGAGAAGUGGCAGCGUCAAAGUCAAGGGUUCUGUGGCCUAUGUGCCUCAGCAAGCCUGGAUCCAGAAUGCCACUCUGAAAGACAACAUCUUGUUUGGACGUGAUAAGAAGGAGAGCUGGUACCAGCGAGUGUUGGAGGCCUGCGCCCUUCUGCCUGACCUUGAGAUCCUGCCUGCUGGGGAUGCCACUGAGAUCGGGGAGAAGGGCCUGAACCUCUCGGGAGGCCAGAAGCAGCGGGUGAGCCUGGCUCGUGCCGUGUACAGGAAAGCCGACGUUUACCUUCUCGAUGACCCUUUAUCUGCUGUGGAUGCCCAUGUGGGUCAGCACAUCUUCGACAAAGUCAUAGGGCCCAAGGGUGUGCUAAGGGACAAGACACGCAUUCUAGUGACACAUGGGAUGAGCUUCCUGCCGCAGGCAGACCUGAUACUGGUGCUGGUGGAUGGAGAGAUCACAGAAAUGGGCUCCUACCUAGAACUGCUAAGUCGGCACGGCGCCUUUGCGGACUUUAUACGGGCUUUCGCCAGCAGCGAGCGGAAAGAGAGCUCCGUACAAAGAGGUACCAGGAAGUCAUCCUCAAGACUCAGUAUGACGGACUUUAUGCCUUUCUCAAGAGACCUCUCCCAGGAACAGCUUAUUGGAGGUGACACUGUCAGCACCAGUUUGCAGACCAUGGAGCCUAUAACAGACACAGACCAGGAGCAGAUCCCAGAGGAUCUUGGGAAGUUGACUGAGGUUGACAGGGCCCGCACUGGCAGGGUGAAAGUGGAAAUGUAUAUGGAGUACUUCAAGACCAUAGGCUUGGCCCUUAUCCUGCCCAUCCUCUUCCUGUAUGCCUUUCAGCAGGCCGCUUCACUGGCUUACAACUAUUGGCUGAGCCUGUGGGCUGAUGAUCCCAUUGUUAACGGAACACAGAUUAACACAGACUUGAAGCUGGGCGUUUACGGGGCCCUUGGCUUUGCACAAGGGGUGGCUAUUUUUGGUACAACUGUGGCGAUCUCAGUGGGAGGCAUCAUCGCCUCACGAGCCCUGCACCUGGACCUCCUGAACAACGUGCUACACUCCACCAUGUCAUUCUUUGAGAGCACACCCAGCGGCAACCUACUCAACCGCUUCUCCAAGGAGAUUGAUGCCAUCGACUGCAUGAUCCCCGAUGGGCUGAAGAUGAUGUUGGGCUAUAUGUUCAAGCUGUUGGAAAUCUGCAUCAUCGUGCUGCUGGCGACACCCUUUGCAGCGGUCAUCAUCCUACCCCUGGCGCUCCUGUACGCCUUCAUCCAGAGUUUCUACGUGGCCACAUCCUGCCAGCUGCGCAGGCUGGAGUCCGUCAGCCGCUCACCCAUCUACACCCACUUCAACGAGACGGUGCAGGGAGCCAGCGUGAUCCGAGCCUUUGGGGAGCAGCCCAGGUUCAUCCUCCAGGCCAACCACAGGGUCGACCACAACCAGACCUCCUACUUCCCCAGAUUCGUGGCCACCAGGUGGUUGGCGGUGAAUCUCGAGUUCCUUGGCAACGGCGUGGUUCUCGCAGCAGCGAUCCUCUCUGUGAUGGGGAAGGAGACUCUGAGUCCAGGCAUUGUGGGUCUGGCGGUAUCCCAUUCCCUGCAGGUUACAGGAAUUCUGAGCUGGAUUGUGCGGUCAUGGACAGAUGUGGAGAAUAACAUUGUGUCAGUGGAGAGGGUGAAAGAGUAUGCUGACACACCAAAAGAGGCAGCCUGGACGGUAGAGAGCAGCGCCCUCCCUGUAGCCUGGCCUCAAACAGGCACCAUUGAGUUCCAUGACUAUGGCCUGCAGUACCGCAAGGGCUUGGAAUGGGCUCUUAAGGGCAUCACUUUGCACAUCCAAGAGAGAGAGAAGGUUGGAAUUGUGGGUAGAACUGGAGCUGGGAAGUCCUCCUUGGCCCUUGGAAUUUUUCGGAUCCUGGAGGCUGCCAAAGGAGAAAUCUACAUUGAUGGAAUCAAUAUCGCUGAGAUAGGACUUCAUGACCUGAGGUCCCGCAUCACCAUCAUCCCACAGGACCCAGUGCUGUUCUCUGGCUCUCUGCGCAUGAAUCUGGACCCCUUUGAUGCGUACUCCGACGAGGAGGUGUGGAGUGCUCUGGAACUCGCCCAUCUCAAGAACUUUGUGUCAGGCCUGCCGGACAAACUGAACCACGAGUGCUCAGAGGGGGGAGAGAACCUAAGUCUGGGGCAGCGGCAGCUUGUGUGUCUGGCUCGCGCUCUCCUACGCAAAACCAAGAUCCUGCUUCUGGACGAAGCCACGGCGGCUGUGGACCUGGAGACGGACAACCUGAUCCAGUCCACCAUCCGCAGCCAGUUCGAAGACUGCACAGUGCUCACCAUUGCUCACCGCCUCAACACCAUCAUGGACUAUACCAGAGUUAUUGUAAUGGACAAAGGGCAUAUCGCGGAGAUGGACUCCCCAUCCAAUCUCAUCGCACAGAGAGGCCAUUUCUACAGAAUGUGCCGGGAGGCCGGGCUGGUGUGA